AUGAGGUCCUCAGUGGUGUUGAAGUGCUGUUGUCAGGGAUAUCGGGGACGAGUCGUAUUUCGUGGGAAGCGGGUGGACAAUUCACGCGCGAGACAGUUCUGUGUAAGUAACGCUGAACAAAACCAAACACCGAACACGCCAUCUUUCACCUUAGAUUGGGGGGACUCUGUCUUCAAGUUCAAGAAAGUGAGUAGGAGGGAGCCUGAACUAGUGGGCUCCAAGCACACCUCAAAGCCCUCGUCGAGUGGAAAGAGCAGUGACUCAGGUGAGACCGCACGUGUUCUAGCACGCUUCUCUGCGCCCACCACCUCCACCACCACGGGCCAAACAUCCACAUCACAGCCCUUGAGCACCUGGUGGGGCGGUCUCAUGACCACUGUUUCAACUCCUGCCCGUUUGGUUAUUCCACUAACUGGGCAGGUUCGAGCCCCCUUACGCUUGCUACGUUGCCACUCAAUUACCACCACGACUUUAACACUGGACAAUACCGGUGUCGUUGUGGUCAGCUUAAACAAGAUCAACCCCAAUCAAAGCAGGUAG
Molecule: messenger RNA, 540 nt
Organism: Mesocestoides corti
Lineage: Eukaryota; Metazoa; Platyhelminthes; Cestoda; Cyclophyllidea; Mesocestoididae
Source: the annotation of a GenBank genome assembly